CGGGGCACGGAGCACGGUGAAACGAAACAAGUAACGUAAAUAAAAAAAAAAGUGGUGAAGUGUUAAGUGUAGUACUCUCAAAAGGAAGUACAGUUGAUUAAAUGAAUACUGGUGAAGAUUCGGAGGAGAGCUGAGGACGGGCUUGGGGACAAUAAUGUCCGCCAAGAGGUCUAAAAUGGCACUCCCUGGUGAGCUAUCGUCUGAGGAGGAGGGGAGCACGGGCCCCUCAGAAAAUUAUGACUACCCGCUGAGGAAGGAGCUUGAAGAGCUCAGAGGCGAGAAAGCAGCCCUCGCACAGCAACUGGAGUGCCAACAACAGCUGAUAAUUCAGCUAAAACAGGAGGUAGCAGCGCUACAAGAGGCGGUGCGAACCAGUGUAGCAAAAAAUAGUGUAGCAAGAAAUAGUAGUGAACCGGUAGUCAUCGACAGCGGGGGAGCACCAGCAGCAAUAGAGGACUCAACAAGAGCCAACGAAGAGUGCGAGAUGGACAGCGUGGGACCAUCACCAAACCCCGAAGUCAACGACGAAGGUGACCCGUUCAACUUCGUGCGGAGGAGGAAAAGUAACAAGAUAAAGGUUAGUGUAAAAACUGUAACCGCUCCUAAACAGGCUACCCCCCCACAAGCUCCCCAACCUACCAAGUCCAAGAAAAUGAGAAUCCCCGCUAUAACUGGGUACGGUUUAAACGUACCAUCUUUUUUAAGACUCCUGAAAAAUAAGGGGCUAAAAGCGUCCCUUAAAAAUACGAGGGCUGACAGGACCCUCAUAUUUACGGAAACGGCAGAAGAUCACGGGAAGGUCUUCGCGCUUUUAAAAGAACAGGGGCUUAAUGCUACCACUAGGACGCCUCCCUCCCUUCGCACCCAGUCUGUAGUUAUCCGCGGACUCCACAGGGAAACGGACCCCGUGGACAUCCUGGAAGAACUUAAAACAGAGCACCCAGAUUUCCAACUGAAGACAGUUGCGAACCUGGUUACGCGCAGAGACAAGUUUCUGCAUAGCGAAAAUCCGGCCCUCCCGAUGAAAUCGCAAUCGGAAUUGUUCAUCGCGACUUUCGAGCCCUCUCAAGAGCUCAGCGAGGUGAUGAAGGUAAAAUAUAUCCUUCAUCAAAAGGUAACCUUGGAAAAGGUCAAAAGUUUCGAGGAAGUGCAGUGUUUCAACUGCCAGAAUUUUGGGCACAUCGCCCAAAAUUGUUCAAUUGUGCACAGAUGUGUCAGGUGCACAAAAUCCCAUCCUCGCGGGGAAUGCGGAAGACAGGCGACCGAAGGGCCUCUUUGCUGCAACUGCGGCCAAGCUGGCCACCCAGCGAGCUAUCGCGGGUGCCCAGCCUAUAAAGAAAUGGUAGCCAGGAAGGAAGCUGCCAAACAAAAGCGAGCCAAUGAAAGCUCCCAAGUCAAGCGCACAGUGACACAACUGUCACAAAGCUUGGUCAAUCCCAGCGUAUCGUACGCUCAAGCUGCCAGAAACACUCAACCAAGAGUGGCAGCACAACCUGCUCCCAUCCCCGCACCAAAUGCCUUCCGCGAAUUGGUGCAAUCUCUCGCGUCGGCCUCAACUAAUGAGCAGCGGCAAUUCGCCGCUAUAAAACUCAUUAUGAAUUUAUGGAGUUAAAAAUCGUCACCUUUAACUCCGCGUCCCUGAUCUCACACGCCCAACGUGCCACAGCCCAAGUGUUGAUUAACA
Hermetia illucens (black soldier fly) is the source of this 1684-nucleotide messenger RNA. RefSeq lists its product as uncharacterized. Gene Ontology annotation, molecular function: nucleic acid binding; zinc ion binding. The transcript is spliced from 2 exons. The coding region runs from base 155 to 1612 and encodes 485 amino acids. Lineage: Eukaryota; Metazoa; Arthropoda; Insecta; Diptera; Stratiomyidae. The record is from RefSeq and is a predicted model, not a curated record.